This is a messenger RNA of Pseudozyma flocculosa PF-1, 966 nucleotides long. RefSeq lists its product as uncharacterized. NCBI's taxonomy places the organism in Eukaryota, Fungi, Basidiomycota, Ustilaginomycetes, Ustilaginales, Ustilaginaceae. Bases 1 to 966 code for a protein of 321 amino acids. The transcript has 2 exons. Gene Ontology annotation, molecular function: peroxiredoxin activity. The record is from RefSeq and is a predicted model, not a curated record.
AUGCUGCGGCCCUCCAUCCGCUCCCUUCCACCGCUUCCAUCCGCCCUUCGACACGUCUCCGCUCGCAGCCCGUCGUUCAGGAACCGACAACCAGAGAUACCGCUGCGCACAGGCCGAGCCUACACCACCGCUCCCAAGGCGAGCCGCUUCACCGCCUCCAGGGACGGUCCCUCGAGCCUCGAAACAAUGAGCGACGCAGAUGCUGAUCCGCCGAUUGCGGAACUGAACAGGGACGAGGUGCUGGCGUUCCGCGAUGCGCUGGCUGCGGAGCUGAGAGACGAUGAAUGGUACACCAUCCUGACGGCGACGGCGGCCUCGUGCCACUUUGGAGCCUCGUCGAUCGUGACCAUCUACGAGCUCGCGUGCCAGCUGGCGCCGCAAAAGCCUGGAGAGCCGGAAGCAGAGCGCUGCCAGCGCAUCCACAGCCGCAUCCAAGAGACGCUCGUCAAGGGGACGGUGCUGUACGGCAUCGCCGCAUCGCUCGAUACCGUCUUCCCGCUGCUGUCGCACCUACGGGAGCACCAUCCUUCGCACCUGCUCCCCACGGCCACCUCGGCGCCGCGACGGCCGCUCGAAUCCUCGACGCUCUCGUCGCUCGGACCGCGCGCCUACGACGCCCUCGGCAGCGUGUACCAGCACAACCUUUCCCCCAUCAUCGAUGGGAAGAUGGGCGACGACAUGGAGGACCUCAAGUUCCUCACGCUGCAGAUCAACUACGGCUGGAACCUGGCAGAGUACCGCGUGCUCGACUUCAAGUCGACGGAGCUCGUCGUCCUCGCGGCCCUCGUGGCGCAGAACACGCGCAACGAGAUCCUGUGGCACCUCCGUGGCGCCAUGCGCGCCGGGUGGAGCAGGGAGACGGUGGUCAGUGUGCGGGAGGCGUGCGUGCGCAUGGCGAGGAGGCUGGGCAGGAGGACGGGCAACGUGCCUAGGAUGGACGAGGUCAGGGAGGACAGCAACGAGUAG